Messenger RNA from Zophobas morio, 1048 nucleotides. RefSeq lists its product as uncharacterized. The coding region runs from base 543 to 875 and encodes 110 amino acids. The record is from RefSeq and is a predicted model, not a curated record. Lineage: Eukaryota; Metazoa; Arthropoda; Insecta; Coleoptera; Tenebrionidae. Gene Ontology annotation, molecular function: nucleic acid binding. The transcript has 4 exons.
CCCGUCCCACGCCACCUGUUCCACACGCUGCUCGCUCCCAUCGCGCCCCAAAAACAGAAAAACCGACCCAUUUUCGCCUUACACAACCCACAAUUGUGCCAAGACCCAUUUUCAGCAUCCAUAAACUCACCCACGUGACUCCCAUUUCGCAACUGAUCGCCGAUCAGCCCAGAGGGCGCUGCAUCUCAAACAAGCAUUUUGUUUUUAUUUCCACUCAUGUUCGCUAGGCAAAUAUUUUUGAUAUUUUCGCCAAACUGCUUAUAAUGGGAGUUGCGGAUGGUAAAAGUGCUCCCGUGAAGUUAUAUUUGCGUUUACCUGUUAAGAUUGCCGACGAACAACAAGUGAGGGAUCUGCAUCCGGGAAUUCUGAGGGUUAGUUUGCCGCGACAGAAAUCUCGACGCUGGUGCAUUGUCGAGUUUGACAGUACGACAGCCAAAGCGGGUGUCAAGGAGUUGAAAGCUGUUAAGAUUGACGGCAAGAAGGUGUUCGUUAACGUGCAUCGAAAGAAGGAUAAGGAGGAGCAGCAGGAGAAGUAGUCAGUGAUGAUGGGGGCGGGGGGAUUUAUUAGAAAUCCAGGAUGGGAGAUUUUGAGUAGUGACGAUCUGAUGGACGAGGAUUAUGAUUAUGGUAAUGGUAUUCUUAUAGAAAACCCUUUUGAUGAUGACGAAGUGGACCUAAAUUCACAAUUUGUGCUAUUUGUGGCCCCUCCUGAUGAAGAGAGUGACGAGAAUGAUGACUUCGAUGAUAUCGAUAACGACGAGGAUGACGAAGACGACGAAGACUACGUCCCUGAUUCCUUAGACGACGAAGACUUCGACGACGAUAACGCCAUAGUAAUGUCUAGUGAUGAUUCAGCACCUGAGCUAAGUAAUUAAGGAUAAUUUUAUUAAUUUCUUUUGUUAAUAGUUUAAACAAUAAAUAUAUUUUUCAUGUUAUAAACUCGAGACAAUAUCCAUAAAAGGGGAUUAAGUGAACACCCACUGUAUUUAAGUGUUUAUUAUUAAUCUUUUAAGCCAAAUAUAACAAAAAUAAAGAAUUUUUAACAAUU